Molecule: messenger RNA, 912 nt
Organism: Miscanthus lutarioriparius
Lineage: Eukaryota; Viridiplantae; Streptophyta; Magnoliopsida; Poales; Poaceae
Source: the annotation of a GenBank genome assembly
AUGGAGCAUAGGAUGAAGACAGAGGGAGAGCGCUUUGUGAAAACAGGGGGUGGUGACAUGAACGACCCCAUCGGGAGCCACUCCGAGGAGAAGGCCCACCUCUUCGCUGUCGACAAUGGCCUCGACGUCGCCGCCACCCGCCUCCACGGCUCCUACAAGGCGCUCCUUAACGACCCAGACAUGGACGCCAUCUACCUCCCGCUCCCCACCAGCCUCCACGUGCGCUGGGCCGCCGCCGCCACCACGAGAGGCAAGCAUGUGCUCCUAGACAAGCCCACCACGCUGUGCGCGGCAGACCUCGACGCCAUCCUCGCCGCCUACAUGAAAGGUGCACCUCUAUCAAAUGAAGAUUUCCUCGAGAAUGACAUCAGUAUAAAGCCAGAUCUUGAUGCCCUGGGUGCACUUGGUGAUGUUGGGUGGUACUGCAUCCGUGCGAUCCUGUGGGCUGUUGACUAUGAGUUGCCGAAGACUGUGAUCGCACUGCGUGACCCUGUAAAGAACCAAGCUGGCGUGCUUCUUGCGUGCGGCGCGACAUUGUACUGGGCAGAUGGCAAGACUGCCACCUUCAGCUGCUCUUUCCUCACCAAUGUCACCAUGGAUAUCACCUUAGUUGGCACGAAUGGAACUAUCCAUGUCACUGACUUUGUCAUCCCACACGAAGAAAGGCCGGCGGAGUUCCACGUGGCUUCGAAGUCAAGCUUUGCUGAGCUCGACAUCGGGUGGGAUCUGCCAAGCAAGCAUGUCGUGGCGACGGACCUGCCACAGGAAGCCCUUAUGGUCCAGGAAUUCGCGAGGCUUGUGCAGGGCAUCCGGGAUGCUGGGGGCAAGCCUGAGGGGAAGACGCAGCUGGCUUUGGAUGCUGUGAAAGCCUCGAUUGACAAAGGGUCUGAGCCAGUUGAGGUGGCUAGCUAA